GAGUGGGUCCGGAAUGGAGUGAGAGAAAGAGAAGAGAUGCAUGCGCCUUGUGUUUUUAUUGUUUGCUGACAUCCCGAAAGGCCGAUCUCAUAAAAUACCAGAGGGACAUAAACAAAUGCAAAAUGGGACUGUCCAGACCAGUGCUUUGGUUGUUUCUGUACUGUUUAUCUCUGAAUGACACUGUAAGAGCUGUCGCUGAGAUUUGUCGAGGAACCCACUGCAUCGGCUCAGACACCGGAGAUCCCAGACCCUGCGUCGGGACUCAUUGCCCGGGGGGGAGAUCAUCCAGACCGCCGCGACAAUAUAACCCUACAACUCAAGGCAGGUCAGCACACAUAGUGCCCAUUCAUCAUCAAGCCGACGUGAGCUCUCAGUCCAGAGCUGUAACGGACUACACGGUAGUUCAUCCCCACCGUGUGCGCCACAGCGACAACACGAGGGAAAACGCAAGGACGCGGGCGCCUGAAGUUCCCUCUCCAGAAUGUACGGGAGCGGAUUGCGUUACUCCUCCGAGACAACUUCAAACCAUUAACGAUACCCGAGACUGUAAGGGGAUCGAAUGUAAAUUGCCGUUGAGGAUACGGCUAAAGCCCCGACCAAAGCCUUGUGUGGGAGAGGGAUGUCUGGCUAGUUCUGAGGAUGCCGCGGACGCUAGUCAGCCUUCUCCGGUCCAUAUGCAGGACAGAGCCGCUCAAUUUCUGGGAGAAUUUCCGGAGUUUGGAUAUCCUGCGUCGGAACUUGGCGGCGCGCCUUUGGGGGUGCAGCUCACGUGUGAUAUUAAACCAGGCGAGAACGAGGUGCCCUCCGAGGACGCCCUCAUCCUCCACCUGCAGCUGGCCAAGGGGCAGGAGAAGCUGGUGGAGGCCCUACGCGCCCAGCAGACCAUCAUCCGCGAUCUGCAGCAGCGGCUAGCUGACCAGCAGGGGGCGCUACUGGCCCAGCAGCGCGAGAUCCUGGAGCAGCAGAGGCGCAUGUACGAGCAGAUGGACGUGGUGAAGGCCCAGUACGGCCUCCUCUCGGACACGGUCAAACAGGUCUCCUUCCAAGGCCUACAGGGGGAGCUCCAGAGCUACUUUGAGAGCCACCUGGCGGGACUCCAAAACCAGGCUAGGAGCCACCUGCAGAAGUCCUACGCCGUCCACAAAAUGAAUCUGGACGCUAAGGUGAUGGACGUGGUUGGGGAACCCCAUUUUCCUCAGCCUCUCCUGGGUUGCACUGCCCCCUGUGGCUCGGAGGAGUACUGUGACUUCCAGAGGGAUCCACCUCAGUGUGAGAAGUGCUCCAUGUGCCCACCUGGGUUCUUCCUGGUAUCCCAGUGCUCGCCCAACGCAGAUCGAAUAUGUCAGGACAGAGACGAAUGCCUUGAAUUGCCAAACAUUUGUGGAGAGCGAGUGAAGUGCCUUAACACUCCAGGAGGGUUCAGAUGUCUGGGGCUCUCAGAGAGAGAAGCUAUCUCUGGAAUCUGCGGCCACGACUACUUCUACAACCAGGAACUAGAAGAAUGCCAGGCAUGUUCUGACUGCGAUGGAGGCCUCAUGACCCUCCCCUGCACGGCCAUCAGCGAUGCUGUCUGCGGUAUCCUCCUCUCAGAGAACCGUCUCUCCCGGGCUUGGGGGGCUGCGGUGGGCCUUCCGUGUGCCACAUCCCCCAGCAGCAACAUCUUCACCGGCCUGCAGCUCAGCGUCCGCAGCAAGGACACGACCGACCUCCUGUCCAACCAGGCAGGCCGUCUGAACUUCCAGCAGCAUGGCUUGGUGUGGCUGGACCAUAACUUUGCCCUGAAGCACAGCUGCAGGAACUUCCUCCAGGUGGGCCUACGGCUCAACAGCAGCCUGGAGGACGAGGGUCACGACCUCAGUGGGGUGCGGAUAGAGCAGCCCGAGGGGAAGUUCUUCCAGGGGGUUAGCGUCAGCGGUGGCGCAGAGGUGGAGCCCAACCACACCCUCACGCUCGUCCUCAAGAGCCCAAACCAGCACUGCAACCAGAGCAAGGACGUGCACGCGUACGAUCUCAACGGGAUCUCCUUCAGCUUGCUCUGGCUGUCCCACGACACAGGGGCUGUGGCUAUGACGGCGCAGAUGUCGAUGUCGGCCCACUACCAGACCAACUACCGCCCGGCGUUCCGCAUCUCCUCCGUAUCGGAUCCCUACAUGGUGGGGCUGGCCCACGAUGGCCGAGGAGUCCGCUUCACAGAAAGUGGGGUGGUGAAGUUUGUCCUGCAGCAGGCAUUGUACUCCAUGGGCCACACCUGUGUCCGCGAGGGCUUCUCCCUGAUCGCCUACGCCAACCGCAACGGGACCAACCAGGAAGUGAUGCGCACUUUCAAGAGUGGCGUCAACUACAGGGACACGUCCAUCACCCUGUCCGGGGCCGCGAGGGUUGACGGUGGAGACACGCUCAGCUUUGAGAUCACGUCCCCAUCCCAGUGUAACAUCCGCUACUUCGGGGACAGCACGGGGAUCAGCAUGCUCAGCGUGAUCUGGGUCCCGUCGGCCGUAUCCUCCGCUCUGACCGCCACUGUCUCCAGGAGCGGCCUGCCCUCCGGGGCAGUACGGAACAAACCCCUCUUCUUCCAGCAGGUGAGCUUGGACUCCGAGCAGAUCGGUCUGGACCGCUCGGGAGAACCGCACAGCCACAAGAACUUUGUGUUCCGGGACGCCGGAACGGCGAACGUUGCCCUCAACUUGAAACUGAUCCACUCCUGCAACGUGGUGAAGCUGACCCUGCACCGGCAGGGCGGCAAGGGUCUGCAGGCGAGUCCUGUGGCUCAGCAGGUGUCCGGACACAUGCCCGAAGGCAGCGAGUGGGGAAGCGUUGGCCUGAGGGCUUCUUUUGAGGUCCAGAACGGCACGUCCAUCUAUGUGACCCUGGACUGUGUCCGCGGGCGUGUCAACCAGAUCACCCACGAGGGAGGCACUAAUAUAUCCAUCCUCUGGGUUGCUUUGUGAUCCAAGACGAGGAACUCUUUGGUGCUGGUUUUGUUUAAUUUGCACAACUGUAAUUAAUUUGCAUCAAACUGUGCAGGUAUUUCAGUAGUGAACUAUUUGGAAACAUUUCUUUAUUUUAUAUAAAAAAAAUAAAGUAUUUUUUAUGAGAACCCGGUUAUAUGUAAUAUACAAUUAUCACACAUAAUCACUUUAAAUACGUGAAAACCAAGUACUGCUUUUGCUCAAGUACUUCGGCUGGUUGAGCAGUGACCAAUUGUUCUUGAGAAUGUGUGUGUGUAAGUAUGGGUGUGGGUUUGUGUAAGUAUGUGUGUGGGUGUGUGGAUGGGAUGGAAUCCAUUAAUGUUAUAUCUAAUUCCCUCGAGUCCUGCACAUGGAUAUGUACUGGUUCCCUUGUAUGUUUGUGUAUACUAUAGUGUGUUUAUGUAUUAAAAGUUUAAAAAGCAGGUAUUCAAAUGUAUUUUGCUGAUAACUUAUUGAAUUUAUGGUAACAACAAUAAUACAGUGACUGUAUCAAAAUAUUACACAAAAAGAAAAUGGAUUUGUCAAAAAAAAGUGAAAAUAUAUCUUUGUAUGUAUUCCAGUCAAUGAAUUUUGUUCAAUAUUUAUUCAUCUAGUAUACAGUAUGCAGCCACAAAAGACAUGGCACUGUCUGGAUAUAUUUUGUGAUAUUUGUAUCUUUUGUUUAUGCACAUAAUGGUUUGUUAUUCUUCUCCUCAGUGCAGUUACCCUGUGAAAGUGGCCAUGCAUAGAGUUCCUAAUUGCUUCUGUGUGAGUUCAAACAAUUAGGAAAAAUGAAUGGUUACAGAGAGUUGGCAGCAUAACAGUCACUGAAAUCCUUGUGAAGUAUUUUCACCAUGCAAGUCUGAUUUAUUUUACCCAAAAUUACUGUAGAACGAGUGUAUUCAUUUUUUUUCUACGCCAAAUAAAAUGCACAUCUAUUUUA
This is a messenger RNA of Osmerus eperlanus (European smelt), 3891 nucleotides long. RefSeq names its product NELL (neural EGFL like) family member 3 (gene nell3). The coding region runs from base 123 to 2948 and encodes 941 amino acids. The record is from RefSeq and is a predicted model, not a curated record. NCBI's taxonomy places the organism in Eukaryota, Metazoa, Chordata, Actinopteri, Osmeriformes, Osmeridae. The transcript has 5 exons. Gene Ontology annotation, molecular function: calcium ion binding; protein binding; heparin binding.